AUGGCAAGCCCGACUUCUGGCUACUCCAUAAACGUUAAUGACCCAAGCUUGAUCUCGCUGGUCAACAAGCUGCAGGAUGUCUUCUCCACAGUUGGUGUGCACAACCCUAUUGACUUACCACAAAUUGUCGUCGUCGGAUCGCAGUCCAGUGGAAAGAGUUCAGUGCUAGAGAACAUUGUCGGUCGUGAUUUCUUGCCCCGUGGAUCAGGAAUUGUUACCAGACGACCUCUUAUUUUGCAGUUGAUCAACAAGACUCCUAGCCCCCAAACGAACGGCGAGAAGAAGCUGGAUACAACGGACAGCGAGUCGAACGUCGACGAGUAUGGCGAAUUCCUGCACAUCCCCGGCCAGAAGUUCCAUGACUUCAACAAGAUUCGUGACGAGAUUGUUCGUGAAACAGAGAGCAAAGUCGGCCGCAAUGCCGGAAUCUCGCCUGCUCCGAUCAACCUGCGCAUCUACUCGCCGAACGUUCUCACCCUGACACUAGUUGAUCUUCCCGGUCUGACCAAGGUACCCGUUGGAGACCAGCCUAAGGAUAUUGAGCGCCAAAUUAGAGAUAUGGUGCUCAAAUAUAUCAGCAAGCCCAACGCUAUUAUCCUGGCAGUGACAUCUGCUAACCAGGAUUUGGCCAACUCGGAUGGUCUGAAGAUGGCACGUGAGGUGGAUCCCGAGGGACAGCGCACCAUCGGUGUGUUGAGUAAGGUUGAUCUGAUGGACGAGGGCACCGACGUUGUAGACAUUCUUGCUGGGCGAAUCAUUCCUCUGCGCCUCGGUUACGUGCCGGUUGUCAACCGUGGUCAACGUGACAUUGAGAACAAGAAGCCCAUCGCUGCCGCUCUGGAGAACGAGAAGAACUUCUUCGAGAAUCACAAGGCCUACCGGAACAAGGCAUCUUACUGCGGAACACCCUACCUGGCUCGCAAGCUCAACUUGAUCCUGAUGAUGCACAUCAAACAAACUCUCCCCGAUAUCAAGGCCCGCAUUUCCGCCUCCCUCCAGAAGUACACACAAGAGCUUGCUCAGCUUGGCGAUUCGAUUCUUGGAAACAGCGCCAGCGUCAUUCUCAAUAUCAUUACGGAAUUCAGCAAUGAGUAUCGUACUGUCUUGGAAGGAAACAACCAGGAGCUAUCCAGCAUCGAAUUAUCGGGUGGUGCUCGUAUCAGCUUCGUGUUCCACGAGCUCUACUCAAAUGGCAUCAAGGCUGUUGAUCCUUUCGACAUCGUGAAAGACAUUGACAUUCGCACUAUCCUUUACAAUUCCUCCGGUUCAUCCCCUGCGCUGUUCGUCGGCACAACUGCCUUUGAGUUGAUUGUCAAGCAACAGAUCAAGCGCUUGGAAGAUCCUAGUAUGAAGUGUAUUGCUUUGGUUUACGAUGAGCUGGUGCGCAUCUUGAGCCAGCUUCUGAACAAGCAGCUUUUCCGCCGGUACCCCAUGCUGAAGGAGAAGUUCCACGCCGUGGUUGUCGCUUUCUUCAAAAAAUGCAUGGACCCCAGCAACAAAUUGGUGAAGGAUCUUAUCAACAUGGAGGCAACCUAUAUCAACACCGGUCAUCCCGAUUUCCUCAACGGCCACCGCGCAAUGACUCUUGUCAACGAGCGCUCACAAGCAUCUAAGCCCACACAGGUAGAUCCCAAGACCGGCAAACCUCUGCCAGCCCGUUCCCAGAGCCCAUCUCUGGAUACAACCGGCGAAGCUACCAACGGUAGUGGAUUCUUCGGCAGCUUCUGGGCUACAAAGAACAAGAAGAAGAUGGCUGCUAUGGAGGCCCCCCCACCAACUCUGAAGGCCUCUGCCAGCUUGUCUGAACGUGAAUCCCAGGAGGUGGAAGUCAUCAAGCUCCUCAUUACCUCUUACUUCAACAUCGUUAAGCGGACAAUGAUCGAUAUGGUCCCCAAGGCUGUCAUGUAUACCCUGGUUCAAUUUACCAAGGACUCAAUGCAGUCAGAACUCAUGGAGCAAAUGUACCGCAACAACGAGUUGGAUGAGUUGCUAAAGGAGAGCGACUACACUACUCGCCGGCGGAAGGAAUGCCAGCAGAUGGUCGAGAGUCUGGGUCGUGCCAGCGAGAUUGUUGCCCAAGUCCAGUAA
Messenger RNA from Penicillium taxi, 2088 nucleotides. RefSeq names its product dynamin-like GTPase vpsA. Gene Ontology annotation, molecular function: GTP binding; GTPase activity; microtubule binding. The transcript has 8 exons. Gene Ontology annotation, cellular component: membrane; cytoplasm; microtubule. NCBI's taxonomy places the organism in Eukaryota, Fungi, Ascomycota, Eurotiomycetes, Eurotiales, Aspergillaceae. The record is from RefSeq and is a predicted model, not a curated record. Gene Ontology annotation, biological process: peroxisome organization. The coding region runs from base 1 to 2088 and encodes 695 amino acids.